Molecule: messenger RNA, 1703 nt
Organism: Ictidomys tridecemlineatus (thirteen-lined ground squirrel)
Lineage: Eukaryota; Metazoa; Chordata; Mammalia; Rodentia; Sciuridae
Gene: Tafa1
Product: TAFA chemokine like family member 1
Biological process (GO): neuroblast differentiation; regulation of neuroblast proliferation
Molecular function (GO): receptor ligand activity
Source: RefSeq, a predicted model, not a curated record
UUUUCUGACAAUACCCAUAUCUUCUUUCCUGGGAAAAUAGGAUCGGAAGAGAAGAACAAUUUAUUUUUUUAAUUUUUAUUUUUUUUUUAAAUUUCUGACUGAGAAGACUGUUGUGAAGCUCUUCCUUUUUAGCGUCUCAAAAUUGUGGCACCGAUGGAUCUUAAAAAGUGUUAGAUCUUUCCAAUGAACACUCAUAGAGUGCUCUGCUCUUGGCUGGAUUUUUUCAGAGAAUGGCCAUGGUCUCUGCGAUGUCCUGGGUCCUGUACUUGUGGAUAAGUGCCUGUGCCAUGCUGCUCUGCCAUGGGUCCCUUCAGCACACCUUCCAGCAGCACCACCUACACAGACCAGAAGGAGGGACCUGCGAAGUGAUCGCCGCGCACAGGUGCUGCAACAAGAACCGCAUCGAGGAGCGAUCGCAGACCGUCAAGUGCUCCUGCCUGCCCGGGAAGGUGGCGGGGACCACGAGGAACAGGCCCUCCUGCGUGGACGCCUCCAUAGUGAUCGGGAAGUGGUGGUGUGAGAUGGAGCCCUGCCUGGAGGGAGAGGAGUGCAAGACACUCCCCGACAACUCGGGAUGGAUGUGCGCCACAGGCAACAAGAUCAAGACCACAAGGAUUCACCCAAGAACCUAACAGAAGCCUUCGUGGUCGAGACGGGAAACCGAGCUGGGGAACACGCAUCUGAGAAUCGACACGUCCUACACACUCACGAGCCAAAUGGAGCUCCUCCGCGCACUCUGGCGGGCAGAGAGGGGCGGUGCGCGGUGGAGCGUCCCUAGCCAGGGGACUGUGCCCUGGCAGCGCGGUGGAGAGCGCUUUGGAAAGGCCUCCUCCGCCCAGCGUUCCCAGAUCAGGAAGAAUGGCCGCCGCCUCUCUCCCGGCUUGGAUCUCCAGUGACUUUGUACCAUUUGAAACAUAGGUGUACAUAGAUAUAUGAUAUUUUGAAAUAUUCUAUAUUCUCUUGGAGAAAGGAGCAGUACCCCGUGUGCGACGGCCCUGUGCCGAGUCCCCCAGGUCUGUCGAUUCUGUGUGGUCUGUGGUUUCUUUUUUCCACUGGUGAGGAAGACGUGCCCUUUUCCAGGAUCCAGCGUAGCAGUGACCCUGGGAGGCGGCUGCAGGUGGACUCCGGGAGUCCGAGGCUCGAGGCCGCCCUGAGUUGGAGGCCCCCCUCCCGCUUCUGCCGGACGGCCCAGGCCGCGCAGCGCCCUGUCCUCUUGCCCUCCGCCCUGUGCAAUCUUAGCAUGCAAGCUUGGCGUCCAUAACCUAUUUAUAUCCAGCUGACGUAUGAUAACCAUUCUAACCGCUCCAGGAGCCCGUUUCCAGAACUACUAGCUUUUCCACUGACGGGAAACGGAGGACUCUCGCGGGAGCUGCUCCACCUGCUGUGAAAACUGGCAGAGUGCGGGCAGGACAUAGAGCCCUGGACUCACAGGUCCCGUACUACAGCGUCCCGGGGGCUUCCUGUCGCUGUCCAGCCUGCAGGAGCGCCCUGUGGUCCCACCCGCGGUCCGGCAUCGCGGACCACCGGGGCCGUGGCGGCAGGCUGCACUGGGCGCUGUGUCUGUCAGGGUGGCUUUUCCCUGGAGUGUCCAGACCUCCUCUGCGGGCGAGGUGGGAGGGCUGCGUGCGAACAGCUGGGCCCCUGAGUGACCUGUGUGACCAGUGCUGGGCAGCCCAAUUAAAGUGGUAGAGAACUUCUUUCUA